This is a messenger RNA of Lodderomyces beijingensis, 474 nucleotides long. The record is from the annotation of a GenBank genome assembly. Lineage: Eukaryota; Fungi; Ascomycota; Pichiomycetes; Serinales; Debaryomycetaceae.
AUGUCGGAAGUAGCACCGCCCGCGCCAGCACCUCCAGCAGACUCCAUAAAUCUGAAACAGGAAGAGGAAUAUCAAAACUUGAUAAACUCGCUUCCAACACGCUGGGAAAUAGAACUUGAGUUUGUCCAGUCGCUUUCAAACAUCCCCUACGUCAACUACUUGGCUCAAAAUGGCUAUCUCCUGGACCCACAGUUUAUCCACUACUUGAAAUAUUUACAGUACUGGAGUGAGCCUAACUACUCGAGGUAUUUAGUUUACCCCAACUGCUUGCACAUUUUGAAAUUGUUGCAGCUGGAAGUGUUCCGUAAGGAUAUAGUCAAUCCUGAAGUGAUGAAUCUUUUGAUGAAUGAUAUGGUCCAGCGUUGGCAGCCUUCUUCCAAUGACAAAGAUGACGAAGAUCAAGUCAUGGCUUAUGAUAAUGGUGAAAAUGAUGAUGAUGAUGACGGGGCUAGGGUGGUGCAGAAUGGGACCUAG